Gossypium raimondii (Peruvian cotton) is the source of this 1209-nucleotide messenger RNA. RefSeq names its product bZIP transcription factor 11. Lineage: Eukaryota; Viridiplantae; Streptophyta; Magnoliopsida; Malvales; Malvaceae. The coding region runs from base 525 to 953 and encodes 142 amino acids. Gene Ontology annotation, cellular component: nucleus. Gene Ontology annotation, biological process: positive regulation of DNA-templated transcription. The transcript has a single exon. Gene Ontology annotation, molecular function: DNA-binding transcription factor activity; transcription cis-regulatory region binding. The record is from RefSeq and is a predicted model, not a curated record.
UCAAAAACCUCUUCCACUUCUGCUAUCUCCCCUCCUUAUAGAAUCCUCUUCUUGGUUUUCUUUUCCCUUCUACGUCUGAGCUUCUGCUGUUCCCCUGUUUUUAUUAUUUUUUCUGUUCUUUUCAUACCAUUUGGUGGGCUUUUGCCCUUCUAUGGUGUGUUUUGGUUGUUAAGCCUUUGACUUCUAGAGUCUAUACAAAAUACCCAUAUCCGCAAAACUCUCGAAAAAAAACUCCAUUUGUGAAUCUUCUUUUCUUUCUUUUUGGGUUGUCUUGUGAAUCUCCAUGCCGCAUAAGUUAUUGUUGGUGAUGUUUGAGAUUCAUGUCUCCAGUUGUGAGUGAAAUCCUCCGAUCGGGGUUUAUUAUAAAUUCCUCCCUCAGACGUAGAACCCAUCUUGUUCAGUCUUUCUCAGUUGUUUUCCUUUAUUGGUUCUACGUUUUCUCAGAAAUAAAAAAUGUGUAAUGCUUUAUAGAUUAGCUAAACAUAUACAUAAUUAGUGAUUUUGGAGUAAAUAUAAUAAUUAAUAUGGCUUCGUGCAGUGGAAAUUCGAAUUCCAAUUCCUCAGGUUCCACACAGCAUCAGUUGAUGGAUCAAAGGAAACGAAAAAGGAUGGAAUCGAACCGAGAAUCAGCGAGAAGGUCAAGGAUGAGAAAACAAAAGCACUUAGAUGAUUUAGUGGGACAAAUAACAGAGCUAAAGAAAGAUAAUAACCAAAUCCUGACAAGCAUCAACUUCACCACCCACCGCUAUUUGAACAUUGAGGCUGAAAACUCCGUUUUGAGGGCUCAGAUGACUGAACUAAGCCAAAGGCUAGACUCUCUAAACGACAUCCUCCAGUAUCUAAACAGAGAGGGUAUUGAAUACACUCCUGACUGUUUCACCAACCCUUUCAAUGUGCCUUAUCUUAACCAACAACCACCCAUCAUGGCCUCUGCACACAUCUUUCAAUACUAAUUGAUGAAGAAAGUACUCAUGUCAUUUGUUGGUGGGUUUUGUUUUGUUUUGAUUUUUCAAUGUGGGAAUCAAUGAGUGGGUAAGUGAAUUGGCAAUUCUGCCAUGGUUGCUUUCUAGGGUUAACAGUUAUGUUUUUGUUUUUUUCUAGGAGGGCUUUUGAGAUAUAAAAUAUGGUGUGAAGGACUGUGGAUGUAUGUGGUGUUUCAAGUUUCAAGUUUCAAGUAAUAUAUAAUGCUAAAAUAAUUAUUUUCUUUCA